This is a messenger RNA of Cyanistes caeruleus (blue tit), 1898 nucleotides long. Lineage: Eukaryota; Metazoa; Chordata; Aves; Passeriformes; Paridae. The record is from RefSeq and is a predicted model, not a curated record.
CUGUUGUGGCAGCAGCGGUGCUGACAUUGGGACAGCGGUGUCAGGACAGUGGUGGCAGCAAGAGCUGCAGGACUGGCAGUGGGCAAGGCACCAUGGCCUUUGCUCUGCGCCUCUUCCUCCUGCUCCUCCUGGCAGUGGCCCUGCCUGACAGGGCUGCCCAGGCUGCUCCAUGGCGAGCACAGGGAGCAGAUGAGGGUGGUAGGAAGGCUUCUCCAGCAGCUUGGCUUCAUGAAGAUUUUCUGCCUCUGGAGCCCCAUGCAGGUGUGUCUGCAGCAAGGACAUUUCAAGCUCCUUUUCUGGUUGCUGCACGCAAGCCCAGCUCCCAUCACGGGGGUUCUCUGAGAGGGAGGAAUAAACCCACAGAAGACAAGAUGCUGAGUGAACUGGAUAGACGCUAUGAGAUGAACCCAAAGGCUGUGCUGAAGGCAGCGUUUCCCGGAGGAAGCAGUGGCUCAUGGGCAGCCUCUGCUGCAGGAAGGGAGGCCAUGCCAGGCACAGUCCCAGGAGACAAGGGUGGUAGGAAGGCUCCUCCAGCAGCUUGGCUGCAUGAAGAUUUUAAGCCUCUGGAGCCCCAUGCAGGUGUGUCUGCAUCAAGGACAUUUCAAGCUCCUUUUCUGGUUGCUGCACGCAAGCCCAGCUCCCAUCACAGGGGUUCUCCGAGAGGGAGGAACAAACCUACAGAGGAUAGUAAGUCGCUGGAGACAUCCAAACACAUGGAUAAGAUGUUGAGUGAACUGGAGAGACGCCAUAAGAUGAACCCAAAGGCUGUGCUGAAGGUGCCAUUUCCCGGAGGAAGCAGUGGCUCAUGGGCAGCCUCUGCUGCAGGAAGGGAGGCCAUGCCAGGCACAGUCCCAGGAGAUUGGGAUGGUGACAUGGAGCAUUUGGAAGUGCUGGUAAAUGGCGGUUUGAAGACCUUGCCAGAUGCUGGAGAUGAACCUGAUGAUGAAGAUGAUCCGGAUUCCCAAUCCAUAUCAGUUACUGAGCCUGAUGAUGAGGAAGAUUAUGAGGAUGCAGCUGGCACCACAGCACAUGCUCAGAAGAUCUGGGAGAGCAUGAGAAGAGUUUUCUACCAGGGAACAGAUGGUUUGAUUAAGUUAAUGGCCAUUGUGGCUGGUGGAGCAGUUUUCCUGAUGAUGUGCUGUGCCGGAAUCUGGUAUUGCUGGAAGGGAAAACGGAGCACCUCUGCAGCUUCAGAAGAGCAGCCAAAGAUUCCAGUGUCUGAGAAGCUGACCUGUUAUCCUCGCUCUCCACAUCUCUCCCUAUCUGCUGUGCUGCAGCUGCAACCCCGUCUUGAGGGCAUCCCAAGACCCACACCUCCCAAGCGAGACCCUCUGCCCCUGAGCCCCCUGGCCCUGUUCCCUGGCCAGGACUGAAAUUGGGCAGCCCCUGUCCACCAGAGUGUUGCCGCCUGUUAGUUUGCCUUCAUUAAGUAUGUUUGUUCACCUUCAUUGAGUUUAGAGUUUGCCCCAGUUACUCCCCACUAUCCCGAUAUAGUUUGUUCCCAGUUGCCUGUCAUUGUAAACCUCUCCCCUCUUUCCAGAUUGUUCCCCAUCCAUCACUUUGGUCCUACCCCCAAGCCCUAUCAAUCUAUGUACACCACACCUUUUGUUCUGGUUCCUUCCCUGCUCAUCAUCCCUUACUCGAUGCCCUAUUGGUUGUAUAGCUAUCCUACCUCCCCCAAGUCCCUACCAUUGGAUUUGUGUAUUGUAACCCCUUCCCACAACACCUCCCCUGCUGCAAUAUUAUUGGUUGUUGUAUGAGCCGCCCACGGGCUUUAAAACCUGGCGCACAGAGGUGCCCAGGGGCUCGGCUCGGACUUUCUCCUCGAGAUCCCAGCCCUGUCCCUCAUCGCCUUCUCCCUGCACCUGCUGGAAUAAACUUGUUCCUGGGAAAUUGGA